Molecule: messenger RNA, 3905 nt
Organism: Capsicum annuum
Lineage: Eukaryota; Viridiplantae; Streptophyta; Magnoliopsida; Solanales; Solanaceae
Product: inactive leucine-rich repeat receptor-like serine/threonine-protein kinase At1g60630
Exons: 2
Coding region: 1600-3588 (662 amino acids)
Biological process (GO): protein phosphorylation
Molecular function (GO): protein kinase activity; ATP binding; protein binding
Source: RefSeq, a predicted model, not a curated record
UAAUUAACAAAUUGUAACUUUAAAAUUUUCUCUGUCCUUUUUGUUUCUACAGUUUCUUUUUCUCUAUCUUAUAAAGGCUGAUGACAAUGUUAACAUAACAUGGUUACAGACCAAUUUGCAAGAACCUGUUCCCUGUAUUACUUUGGUUUUUGCAUGGUUUGGUUGGUGGGGUAUUGGAUCCAAUGCCUUUAACUAAAUGUUUUUAGUAGUCCAAUGUGUUUUUCAUUUUAAAAAUUUCAGCAAAAAAAACAAAACUAUUUUUUUAAUAGUAGCAUAAUGUACACAAAUCAUUGUUUUGCGAAGCAUUUUUGGGUGUCUCUGCAAUCUCUGAACUCUUGUCACGUGUAGUUAAGCCAAAAAAUAUUCAAGAAACCCAAAACCCAAGUCUUCAAAUUCUUUAUACUAUCUGCGUAUUUGGGACAAAUUUUUAUUUUUUUUUGGCUUCUCGUAAGACUGCGUAUAGUAAAAUUUUGUGAUGUGAUUCGACCUUUUAAGAGUGUCGCAGUGGAAGUUUUAGUAUAUCGGGCUUGUUUUUUUUUUUUUUUUUUUUACAUUAGAAGUGGAAGUACUAAUGAACAGUGACAAAGUGUAGUGAUGGUGAAUUGGUGAUGAGGAGGCUUAGGUGUUGUAUCGUGGAUGUAUAGUUUUGUUUGUGGUCAAGGUUUUUGUUGUUGUUAUUGAUGAUAAUGACAGUAAUUGGCGCCUUUAGUUGUUCAUUUACAUUCUUUGAAAGUGGUGGUGGUAGAUCUGAUGAUUCUGGUGUUGAUAGUGAUCUUGUUAAAUCUCUACAGACAGAAGUGAAUUGUGUUUUGGAUUUUUUGGACUUCAAGAUUCUAUCAAAUGAAAAGGACUUCACUUUUGUCCUAUGAAAAAACAAAUCAACACUUCAUUUUUUUCACUCUCCAUUUUUGCUUGCUUUGUAGUGGAUCCCUUUUGUGUCAAGAAUCCACUUUGACAACACCCAACCAAUUCAAGAAUCCAUUUUUGCUCUCUAGUAGAUCACUUUAGUGCCAAGAAUCCAUUUUUAGCUCUCCAUUUUGCACUUGCUAGUUUCCCAUUCAUCAAUAGUGAUACCCCCCAUCCCCCACCCCAACCAAAUCAAGAAUCCAUUUUGUGUCAAGGCUCCAUUUUGAACUUUCUAGUUGCCCAUUCAUCAAUGGUGACACCCCUCAACCAAAUCAAGAAUCCAUUUUUGCCUCUCCAGUAAGACCCCCUUUAGUGUCAAGACUCCAUUUUUAGCUCCAUUUUGGACUUUCUAGUUUCCCUAUUCAUCAAUUGUAACUUCCCCCAAUCCAACCAAAUCAAGAAUCUAUUUUUGCUAUGCAGUGGAUCCCUUUAGUCAGAUAGCGUGAGCUUUAGUAUACCGAACUGCCCUUUUCUUAGAUCCCUUUAGUGUCAAGACUCCAUUUCUAAACUCUCCAUUUUGAACUUCCCACUUCUCCAUUCAUCAAUAGUGACACCCCAACCAAAUCAAGAAUCCAUUUUUGCAUCCCUUUAGUGCCAAGACUUCAUUUUUAGUGCUCAAAAUGUCAAGUUCAAUGAAUAUCAAGAACCCCCUUUUCCCCCAUAGUUAGCACAAUCUAGGAAACAUCAAUUUCAAUGGAAAUCAAGAACCCAUUUUUGUUUUUUAUUUUCACAAUAUUUUCCAUAGUUUCCCCCCUAGUAAAAUCGGGUGAUACUGAAGCUUUGCUAGCAUUGAAAGCCACAAUAGACCCUUCAGAUAUUCUAGAUUGGAAAAAGGAAACUGAUUUAUGCCAAUGGCAAGGUGUAAAAGAAUGCAUGAAAGGAAGAGUAACAAAACUUGUAAUUGAAAAUCUCAAUUUGAGUGGCACAUUGGACCAAAAUGCGCUCAAUCAGUUAGAUCAAUUGCGAGUUUUAUCCUUCAAAGGGAACUCGAUUUCUGGCGAAAUCCCGGACCUUAAUGGACUUUUUAAUCUGAAGUCUCUUUUCCUCAACAGCAACAACUUUUCUGGUGAGUUUCCAGUGACAGUGACUUCCCUCCAUCGUAUCAAAGUACUUGUUCUUGCUGGAAACAAACUCUCCGGUGACAUUCCUCUGUCGUUAACGAACUUAUCUCGGUUGUAUGUUCUUUAUCUUGAAGAUAAUCAGUUCACUGGUGAAAUCCCACCCUUGAAUCAGCCUAGUUUGAGAUUCUUGAAUGUGUCAAAUAAUCAAUUUUCAGGCCAAAUAACGGAGACUCCAGUGAUUUCUCGGUUCAAUGAAUCGUCUUUCGCUGGAAAUGUGAAUCUAUGUGGAGCACAAUUGCAUAAUAAUUGUACUUCAACUAGUCCAUCAUAUCCAAUUAUUCCAGAAAAUGUAUCCCAUCAUCAUAAAAGAAGCAAAAAGCUUAUCAUCAUCAUCGUCCCCGUUGUCGUUGGAAUCUUGAUCCUCUGCAUUUUGGCGGGGAUUUUGAUAGCAUGUGUUAGAAAAAGAAGAAGAAAAACUCGAGAUGGAAAGAGCAAAGAAGUUGAAGAUGGUGGAGGAGGCGGGGCCGGAGGGGGAGAAGAGGGGACAAGUCGCGGUGGCAAUGGUGAUGGUGGUAGGGAUGGUAAUAAUGGUGGAAAAGAAGGUGCAUUUUCAUGGGAUCAAGGAAGUGGAGGAUUAGGUACAUUGGUGUUUUGUGGACCAGGUGAUCAACAAAUGAAUUACAGUUUAGAGGAUUUGUUGAAAGCAUCAGCUGAGACAUUAGGGAGGGGUAUAAUAGGAAGUACAUAUAAAGCUGUGAUGGAAUCCGGCUACAUUGUGACUGUGAAACGGUUGAGGGAUUCGAGGUUUCCGAGGUUAGAGGAGUUCCGGCGACAUGUGGAAAUUAUUGGUAGGCUAAGACAUCCUAACUUGGUCCCACUACGAGCGUAUUUUCAAGCUAAGGAAGAACGUUUACUCGUUUAUGAUUAUUUCCCUAAUGGCAGCCUCUUCUCCCUCGUUCAUGGAACGAGGGCUAAUAGUGGUUCAAAGCCUCUUCAUUGGACCUCCUGUCUCAAAAUUGCAGAGGACGUGGCUACUGGAUUGCUUCAUAUCCAUCAGAACCCUGGACUGACUCAUGGAAACUUGAAAUCAUCAAAUGUUCUCUUAGGGUCCGACUUUGAAUCAUGUCUUACGGAUUACGGCCUCAUGCCAUUUAGGAAUCCAGAUUCUCCAGAGGAAUCAGGUGCUUCUUCCCUCUUCUACAGAGCUCCUGAAUGUCGUGACAUUCGAAGGCCAGUGACCCAUCAAGCUGAUGUCUACAGCUUUGGUGUCCUUCUGUUGGAGCUCCUCACGGGAAAAACUCCUUUCCAAGAUCUUGUUCAAGAACACGGAUCAGACAUACCGAGGUGGGUAAGAUCUGUUCGAGAAGAAGAAACUGAAUCAGGUGAUGAACCUGCCUCUAGUAACGAAGCUUCAGAAGAGAAACUCGGUGCUCUCUUAAACGUUGCCAUGGCUUGUGUUUCACUUGUACCUGAGAAUCGACCCACAAUGAAGGAUGUUUUGAGGAUGAUCCGGGAUGCUAGAGCAGAAGCUCAAGGGUCCUCUAAUAGCAGUGACCAUUCGCCAGGACGAUGGUCAGAUACCAUCCAAAGCUUGCCAAGAGAUGAUCAUUUGAGCAUAUGAGUUUGUAAUAUACUUAUGGAGGCUCGGAAUAACAUGUCUUGAUUCUUUUGGUAGGCAGAAGUGUCUUUGUAAGUUAAGCAUCAUCGGCGAAUUUGAGUUCUCAGGGAUUUGUUGAUUCAGUUCUUGCAAGUCCAAGGACUUGCUACGUUUCUUAUUUUUUUCUAUAGGUUUAGCUGCCUGUAUGUACGAGAUUUGCUUUUGUACCACUUGAUUGACAUUCAUCAGUUUAUGAUCCUUGCUAGCAUGUUUUGUUAGGAUUGUAAUUGUAAUUGAGGUUCCAACACUUUCUUUUAACAAAGUUAAUUGUUUGUAUCCAA